AUCAUCGAACAAUUGCGCUCAAAGCCCGAGUUAUAAAAAGGGGACAACCUGGCUCGCGUUCCCAUAUCGCUUUAACCAACCGGAUACCAGCAGCAGUACCAAUACAUUUACACACACUCAACUCGCAACCGCAAAUAAAUCAUGCCCCUUAUCGUGAGAGUCAUCUCGGUCGCUGGUGUCAAGGACGAGGACGACCUCGGUAAAAAUGAUCUCUAUGUCCGUUUGUCGACGGAUGGCAGCCACUGGGUGCAGACUACAACCAAGAAAGGAGCUGGCAAACAGGCCGUUUUUGAUGAGACAUUCACCUUUGAUGUGCAACCUGAUCCUAGUUCCAAGCUCUAUGUUGAGGUUUAUGACAAGGAUCCGUUGAAGGAUGACAAGUUGGGUGAAGCAAAGUAUGAACUUUCCAACGCAUUUUCUGGUCAAGAAGUCGAUGGAGUCGUCGAGCUUCACCAUCACCUGCAUCGUCACCGGGGCGUAGUCAACCUCCGUAUCUCUUACCGUUGAUGUGAUGGCACAGUUUGAGAUUGCAUUGUACUUGCGUGUAUAUACAGGGUCUUUGUCGUUGCGAAAGCAGAAGAUGUAAUUACCACUCGCGCCGUUAAAUAUAUCACGUAAGGAUACCAAUACGA
Messenger RNA from Spizellomyces punctatus DAOM BR117, 632 nucleotides. RefSeq lists its product as uncharacterized. The record is from RefSeq and is a predicted model, not a curated record. Bases 142 to 507 code for a protein of 121 amino acids. NCBI's taxonomy places the organism in Eukaryota, Fungi, Chytridiomycota, Chytridiomycetes, Spizellomycetales, Spizellomycetaceae. Gene Ontology annotation, molecular function: lipid binding. The transcript has 3 exons. Gene Ontology annotation, cellular component: endoplasmic reticulum.